Messenger RNA from Mucor velutinosus, 1086 nucleotides. RefSeq lists its product as uncharacterized. Bases 1 to 1086 code for a protein of 361 amino acids. NCBI's taxonomy places the organism in Eukaryota, Fungi, Mucoromycota, Mucoromycetes, Mucorales, Mucoraceae. The record is from RefSeq and is a predicted model, not a curated record. The transcript is spliced from 6 exons.
AUGUCCCCGCUCAUUACCCCUCCCCACAUUGCAGCAGAAGCAGCUGCUGCAGCAGGUUACCAUGGUCUUGGUUCUAUUCGCAAUUUAAGUAGACCCCCAUUAUUCAUACAAGAAGAAGAAGAAGAAAAGGAGGAGGAGGAGGAGGAGGAGGAGGAAGACAACUUGAGCACUUGUUCAGUUUCAACCAGUCAUUUGAGCACAUUACUGCCAAUUGAAGCAAUCACCAAAAACCAAGCAGCACACUCCAGAGCAAAACGCAUGAAACGUAUGGUGGUGGAAAACACAAUGCUUUCUUAUGCAACCGACUAUACCAUAGAUGACAUUGUAGCGCGCACACCUAUCCGAAUUGAUGUACCAAAUGUGCACAAACAGACAGAAAACCAGAGGUUGACAUGCAUUCGACUCAAUCUUCGCUAUCCUUCUAUCGUAUUCAACGCGAUUUAUCACAAGGGCGUCUUAUCAACUGAGCAAGGAGUAGGAAGACAACAGCAGCAGCAGAAUCAAGCGUUGGCAUUUUUUAAUAGAAAUCAAUUUUUUACUGACCAGAUUGAACAAUCAAGGCGCUACAGCCAUUACCGCGUUCGCAAUACAAGUGGGUCUACCUCAUCUCAAUCCAAUGUUCCUGGCAUUCGACGUUUAUCCCAUCAAGCUCCAAGCAGCGGUGGUGUUUCGAUCCGUUCCAAUUCAGAUGUACAUAAUACUCCUGAGAUGCACAAUCUUGACCUUGAUGAAGAUAUGGAAUUAGAGCGUGUGCAGGAGGAAAAUACGAGUAUCUGGCAGCAACAGCAUCAGUUUCAAACUAUGGAUGAUGAUGUGAUGGACUAUGGAGGGGAUAACAUUGAUUUCGAUACAGAUUUGAAUGUUGGUUUCAGUGAUGAUCUUUUACAACAAGAACAACAGCAACAGGCCCAAGAAGAGGAGAUGCACGAAUUUAUGGGACAAUUGCCCAACCCAUUCUUCUUUAAUGAGCAAUUCCAGCUUGCGCACUCUUCCUCAUUGAUGGUCGCUAAAUCAUUCACCAACAUCCUCGGUAGGUUAUAUUUCCCUUUCUUUUUCUUUUGUUUGUGUGUAUUCCAUAUGCAGUAA